Messenger RNA from Lodderomyces elongisporus, 1053 nucleotides. RefSeq names its product Adh1p (gene ADH1). The record is from RefSeq and is a predicted model, not a curated record. Gene Ontology annotation, cellular component: cytoplasm. NCBI's taxonomy places the organism in Eukaryota, Fungi, Ascomycota, Pichiomycetes, Serinales, Debaryomycetaceae. Bases 1 to 1053 code for a protein of 350 amino acids. The transcript has a single exon. Gene Ontology annotation, molecular function: zinc ion binding; alcohol dehydrogenase (NAD+) activity.
AUGUCUCCAUCAAUCCCAAAAACUCAAAAGGCUGUCGUUUUUGAAACCAACGGUGGUCCAUUGGAAUACAAGGACAUUGAUGUGCCAACCCCAAAGCCAAAUGAAUUGUUGAUCAAUGUCAAGUACUCUGGUGUCUGUCACACUGACUUGCACGCUUGGAAGGGUGACUGGCCAUUGGACACUAAAUUGCCAUUGGUUGGUGGUCACGAAGGUGCUGGUGUUGUUGUUGGUAUGGGUUCUAAUGUUACAGGCUGGGAAAUUGGUGACUAUGCUGGUAUCAAGUGGCUUAACGGUUCAUGUAUGAAUUGUGAAUACUGUCAAAAGGGUGCUGAGCCAAACUGUGCUAAGGCUGACUUGUCUGGAUACUUGCACGAUGGUUCAUUCCAACAAUAUGCCACUGCAGAUGCUAUCCAAGCCGCCAAGAUCCCCAAGUCUGCUGACUUGGCCAAAGCUGCCCCAAUCUUGUGUGCUGGUGUUACCGUUUACAAGGCUUUGAAGACUGCUGAUUUGCAAGCUGGUGAAUGGGUCUGUAUCUCUGGUGCUGGUGGUGGUUUGGGUUCAUUGGCUGUCCAAUACGCCAAGGCAAUGGGUUACAGAGUCAUUGGUAUUGAUGGUGGUGCUGACAAGGGUGAAUUUGUCAAGAAGUUGGGUGCUGAGGCCUUUAUUGACUUCACCAAGGAGAAGGAUAUCGUUAAAGCUGUUCAAGACGCUACCGAUGGUGGCCCACACGGUGCAAUUAACGUUUCCGUUUCUCCAGCUGCUAUUGACCAAUCUGUGCAAUACCUUAGACCAUUGGGUGUCAGUGUUCUUGUUGGUUUGCCAGCAGGCGCAAAGGUUAGUGCCAGUGUCUUUGACUCGGUCGUUAAGUCCAUCCAAAUUAGAGCAUCAUAUGUCGGUAACAGAAGAGACACUACCGAGGCAUUGGACUUCUUUGCUAGAGGCCUUGUCGACUGUCCAAUCAAGAUUGUGGGUCUUAGUGAGUUGCCAGAAGUUUUCAAGUUGAUGGAGGAAGGUAAGAUCUUGGGUAGAAUGGUUCUUGACACCUCCAAGUAA